UGAAGAAUUCGAUUUCAACAGGGAUACGUGGGGCUAGCUAUUCCGUCGGCAAUUCCCGAAAUCAACGCUGCCGCUUAACGUCAUCGCAUCUUUUCACAAAUAUUCUUUACUUCCACUCCCUUCUCUUCUUCGACCACACGGUAAUCCCCACCACAUAUAAAUAUAUACACCAAAAUAAUCCUCCGAAGCACGCACCAAAGCAAGAAUCAUGAAGAGGCAAAGACUUAUGAGCGUGAGAGCUUUCGAAGGUGCAGAAAUGGCGUCCAUGGUGAAGAAGAAGAAAGCAAAGAGUACUGAAGCUGAUGACCAGAAGAUGCGUAACGAGGAGGAGGAGAAAGAAGGGAAACAGAAGGUUGAAGAAAAUGUUUUGGGCUGGCCAAGCUGGGACGACGACCACGAUUAUUGGCCUUGGAUUGGGGAUUUCGUGGACGAGCAAAUGUCGUGGGGCUCUGUUUGGAUUCCAUUUUUGGAUGAAGCUUUCGGUGCACUGUACGGUGAUGUUGUUUGGGACGACGACAUUUGGAAUUUGAAGAAAGAAAUUCCAAACCCAUUCCAGAGUUGAUUAGGGCUAUAUUCUACUUGUUCUGGUUUUCACUUAGGAAUGAAAUGUUGAGCUUUUCUCAUUAAUUUCACAGGCUGAGGCUGCUAUGUUUUGGUUGAACUGCUUGACUAAAACGAAUAACCAUCUUAUCUUCAUCUGCCAUAUGAAUUGGAAGCCCGGAUUAAUUCACACAGUAUGCUGCUAAUAGGAUUAGUUGUAGAAUACAAAACGCACACAGUAUAAUUGUUACUUAAGACUUACUUAAGACAUGAUAAAUUUGAAUCCCA
Messenger RNA from Prosopis cineraria, 828 nucleotides. RefSeq lists its product as uncharacterized. The record is from RefSeq and is a predicted model, not a curated record. NCBI's taxonomy places the organism in Eukaryota, Viridiplantae, Streptophyta, Magnoliopsida, Fabales, Fabaceae. The transcript has a single exon. Bases 209 to 562 code for a protein of 117 amino acids.